Erythranthe guttata (spotted monkey flower) is the source of this 3022-nucleotide messenger RNA. It is a transcript of the gene FZL, whose product is annotated as FZO-like protein. NCBI's taxonomy places the organism in Eukaryota, Viridiplantae, Streptophyta, Magnoliopsida, Lamiales, Phrymaceae. Gene Ontology annotation, cellular component: chloroplast membrane. The record is from RefSeq and is a predicted model, not a curated record. Gene Ontology annotation, biological process: thylakoid membrane organization. Gene Ontology annotation, molecular function: GTP binding.
CCGGAUAUUCAAACCGUUGCCCGCAUUUCAAUAAUCCCAUCAAUUUGGAUAAGCAAUUCUUUUACACUCACCGCCACAAAUCAUAAAUCACAAUUUUCUCUUCUUCCACCACCGUCACCCACGCGCCUCCGCCUCCGCUUCCGCUUCCGCCACCAUAUAUCUAUGGUAAUUUCUUCAUUCUCCCCAGUAACCUCCACUAACCUCUCUCCCCACCUUUUUCUACUUUCUCCCAAACCCUCGCUACGAACUCCACGUUAUCGCCCCUCGCAGAUCUUCUACUUCGCUCGCUACGCCGCAUCAAGCGGCCGGAAUGCUCUAAUCUCUAGCUCUAUAAACCAGAAUCCGCCGCGAAGUCUGUUUCCCGGCGGUUACAAGCGUCCGGAGAUCAAAGUGCCGAAUAUAAUCCUCAGAUUAAGCUCCGAUGACGUGUUAAGAGAUGAUAGGGCGAUACUUGACGCCGUUGACGACGCCGUUUCCGGUAGAGUUGGAAUUGUACUGCUUACCGGCGGCGAAGGCAGCGGCAAGAAGUUGUAUGAGGCGGCCUGUUUGCUGAAGUCUGUGAUACGGGAUCGUGCUUACUUGUUGAUCGAUGAGCGCGUCGAUAUUGCUGCUGCGGUUAAUGCCAGCGGCGUUUUGCUUUCUGAUCAAGGUCUGCCUACUAUUGUGGCAAGGAACACCAUGAUGGAUGCAAAAACUGAUUCAGUGAUUCUUCCUUUGGUAGCAAGAAAUGUCCAGACUCAUGAUGCUGCAUUAGAUGCUUCUAAUUCUGAGGGUGCUGAUUUUCUUAUUUAUACCAUUAACGAAGAUGCUCAGCUGGAAGAUCUGGUUACCUCCGUGUUUGGCCGUGUAAGAAUACCAGUUUUUCUCAUGAUUGAUUCUCUUAAGGACGGUACAUCCUUGAAAAUAUCACCAGAUUCACUUAGAUCAGGAGUUAGUGGUUUAGUUGUUUCAGUGGAUGAAUUGAACUUGUUGAGUGAAGAUGACUUGAACAAUUUGUUUUACCGUGAGUAUGCAUCAAAUAAGAAGGUAGAGGAUGUCGGUCAAAGUUUUGACAAUAUCAGAACCAAAGAUACGGAGAAUGGCUUUUAUGGGGAGAAGAUGAUUUCUGGGCUUACCAGAUUGGAAGAGAGAGAAAAGCAGUUCAUAGACAAAGAGAGAUCGAUUUUGGUUGAAGCUAUUGAUGUCAUCCAAAGAGCUGCACCACUGAUGGGGGAUAUCUCACUUCUCAAAGAUGCUGUUUCUCAACUUAACGAGCCAUUUUCAUUGGUUAUAGUGGGAGAGUUCAACUCUGGAAAGUCGAGUGUUAUCAAUGCUUUUCUUGGGCAAAGAUACUUAGAGGAUGGGGUUAUUCCUACAACUAAUGAAAUUACCUUUCUACGCUAUUCUGAGUCAGAGUUUAGUGAACAACGGUGUGAAAGGCAUCCCGAUGGCCAAUACAUAUGCUACAUACCUGCUCCAGUUCUGAAAGAAAUGGUAAUUGUUGAUACUCCUGGAACAAAUGUGAUUCUCCAAAGGCAACAACGGUUGACCGAGGAAUUUGUACCUCGUGCAGAUUUGCUUCUUUUUGUCAUGUCGGCUGACCGACCAUUGACUGAAAGUGAGGUUGCUUUUCUUCGCUAUAUUCAACAAUGGAAGAAAAAAGUUGUUUUCGUGCUGAAUAAAUCGGACCUGUAUCGAAAUGCGGAUGAGUUGGAGGAAGCUGUUGCCUUCAUCAAGGAAAACGCUGGGAGGAUGCUGAAUGCUGAACAAGUCACCUUAUACACUGUAUCUGCACGGAGUGCUCUUGAAGCGAAACUUUCAGCUUUUAGUGGUGUGCAAAAGCAAGAAAAUAUCUUGAACACUCAAUAUCCAGGGGCAAACAACUUCUCCGAUCUUGAAAAGUACUUGUACAGCUUUUUGGAUCCAUCGACAAGUAACGGGAUAGAACGAAUAAAGCUUAAGCUGGAAACUCCAGUAAAGAUUGCUGAGCAGUUGCUUUCUGCUUGUCAAAAGCUUGUCAGGGAGGAGAAACAGCAAGCCGAAGAGGACUUGGUCUCGGUGAAUAAUAUUCUAAGCAGUAUAAAAGAAUAUACAUUGAAGAUGGAAAGCGAUAGCAUUUCUUGGAAGAGACAGAUUUUGUCUCUGAUAGAUAAUGCGCAAGCACGUGCAAUCAAACUCGCAGAAUCGACUCUGCGGUUAUCAAAUAUCGAUCUUGUUGCUACAUAUGUUCUCAAAGGUGAUAAAUCUUCCCAGAUGCCAGUGACUUCAAGGCUUCGAAAUGAUGUAAUAGAUCCUGCUUUCUUAGAAGCUCAAAAACUCCUUGGGGAAUAUGCAACGUGGUUACAAUCAAACAAUGCUCGUAGAGGAAAUAUGUAUAAAGAAUCAUUCGAAAAAAGAUGGCCUUCGGUUGUUCCAUCAAUCAAGUCCCAGAUGGAGGCAAGUGAGAUACUAAGAACAAAACAUGAACGAGGGGUAACUGUGAUUGGAGAAUUCAGUGCCGCUGCUGCUUCUAAACUCUUCGAGCAAGAAAUUCGUGAAGUGCUAUUGGUUACUUUCGGUGGAUUGGGUGCAUCUGGUCUAUCUGCAUCACUUCUGACAUCUGUCUUGCCUACCACAUCUGAAGAUCUCCUUGCUUUAGGCCUUUGCUCCGCUGGCGGCCUGUUCGCAAUCUCGAAUUUCCCGAGCGGGAGGCAAAGGGUAGUGGAUAAAGUAAGAAGAACAGCUGAUGCAUUGGCUCGUCAGCUCGAAGAAGCGAUGCAAAAGGAUCUCUCGGAAACUACAGACAGCUUAAACGACUUUGUAACACUUAUUGGCAAACCAUAUCAACAAGUAGCACAAGAUCGAGUCAAUAAACUGUCGUCCACUAUAGACGAAUUAACAGCCAUUGAAGAUAAACUCCAGACAUUACAAAUCGAAAUCCAAAACCUUCAUGUAUCAAGGUAGCACCUCAACUCUUUUGUUUUUCAUCCAUGCAACACUUGUCUCAUUUAAGAAUCAACUGUUAUUAUUUAUUAUUAUUACUAUAUAAUUUUUUUUUUAAUAA